GGGCGGCGGCGGCGGCGCGAGCGGCGGGCGACGCGGGGCGGUCCGGCGGGUUCAAAGAGGAAAACAUGGCGGAAAACAAAGGCGGCGGUGAGGCAGAGAGCGGCGGCGGGGGCAGCGGCAGCGCGCCGGUAACCGCCGGGGCCGCGGGGCCCGCGGCGCAGGAGGCGGAGCCGCCUCUCGCGGCGGUGCUGGUGGAGGAGGAGGAGGAGGAAGGCGGCAGCAGGGCUGGCGUGGAGGGCGGUGCAGCGGCUGGGCCCGACGACGGGGGGGUGACCGCGGCCUCCUCAGGCUCGGCUCCGGCCGCCUCGGUCCCCGCGGCUUCAGUGGGCUCCACGGUUCCCGGGGGCGCGGCAUCGACGCCGGCCCCAGCUGCAGUGUCGGCUCCGGCCCCGGGUCCUUCGUCGGGGCCGCCUCUCGGGCCACCAGCCUCGCUCCUGGACACCUGCGCGGUGUGUCAGCAGAGCUUGCAGAGCCGGCGUGAGGCGGAGCCCAAGCUGCUCCCCUGCCUGCACUCCUUCUGCCUGCGCUGUCUGCCGGAACCCGAGCGCCAGCUCAGCGUGCCCAUCCCCGGGGGCACCAACGGCGACGUCCAGCAAGUUGGUGUAAUACGGUGUCCAGUUUGUCGUCAGGAAUGCAGACAGAUAGAUCUUGUGGAUAAUUAUUUUGUAAAAGACACAUCUGAAGCUCCUAGCAGUUCUGAUGAGAAGUCAGAACAGGUUUGUACUAGUUGUGAAGACAAUGCAAGUGCAGUUGGUUUUUGUGUAGAAUGUGGAGAGUGGCUAUGUAAGACAUGCAUUGAAGCACAUCAAAGAGUAAAAUUCACUAAAGAUCAUCUAAUCAGGAAAAAAGAAGAUGUCUCAGAGUCUGUUGGAGCAUCUGGUCAGCGCCCUGUAUUUUGUCCUGUACAUAAACAAGAACAGCUGAAACUGUUUUGUGAAACAUGUGAUAGGCUGACAUGUAGAGACUGCCAGCUAUUGGAGCACAAAGAACAUAGGUAUCAGUUUUUGGAAGAAGCUUUUCAGAAUCAGAAAGGUGCAAUUGAAAAUCUGUUGGCUAAGCUUCUUGAAAAGAAGAAUUAUGUUCAUUUUGCAGCUACACAAGUGCAGAAUAGGAUUAAAGAAGUAAACGAGACGAACAAACGAGUAGAGCAGGAAAUUAAAGUGGCCAUUUUUACCCUUAUCAAUGAAAUUAAUAAGAAAGGAAAAUCUCUCUUACAGCAGCUAGAGAAUGUCACAAAAGAAAGACAAAUGAAGCUACUGCAGCAGCAGAAUGAUAUCACAGGCCUUUCCCGGCAGGUGAAGCAUGUUAUGAACUUUACAAACUGGGCCAUUGCAAGUGGCAGCAGCACAGCACUACUGUAUAGCAAGCGUCUGAUUACUUUUCAGUUACGUCAUAUUUUGAAAGCACGAUGUGAUCCUGUUCCUGCUGCCAAUGGAGCAAUUCGUUUCCAUUGUGAUCCUACCUUCUGGGCCAAAAAUGUAGUGAAUUUAGGUAAUCUAGUAAUAGAGAGUAAGCCAUCUUCCGGUUAUACUCCUAAUGUUGUAGUUGGGCAAGUUCCUCCAGGUACAAACCACAUUAGUAAAACCCCUGGACAGAUUAACUUAGCACAGCUUCGACUCCAGCACAUGCAGCAACAAGUGUAUGCACAAAAACAUCAGCAGUUACAACAAAUGAGAAUGCAGCAACCGCCAGCUCCUAUACCAACAACAUCAACAACAACACAGCAGCAUCCGAGACAAACAGCCCCACAGAUGUUGCAACAACAGCCUCCAAGAUUGAUCAGUGUGCAAACAAUGCAAAGAGGCAACAUGAACUGUGGAGCAUUUCAAGCCCAUCAGAUGAGACUGGCUCAGAAUGCUGCCAGAAUACCAGGGAUACCCAGGCACAGCGGCCCUCAGUAUUCCAUGAUGCAGCCACACCUUCAAAGACAACACUCAAACCCAGGGCAUGCUGGACCCUUUCCUGUUGUAUCAGCACACAACCCAAUCAACCCAACAAGUCCUACCACAGCAACUAUGGCAAAUGCCAAUCGAGGUCCCACCAGCCCAUCUGUUACAGCAAUAGAACUAAUUCCCUCAGUCACCAAUCCAGAAAACCUUCCAUCAUUGCCAGAUAUUCCGCCUAUACAGUUGGAAGAUGCUGGCUCAAGUAGUUUAGAUAAUCUACUGAGUAGAUAUAUCUCAGGCAGUCAUCUACCCCCACAGCCUACAAGUACCAUGAAUCCUUCCCCAGGACCCUCUGCGUUAUCACCUGGAUCUUCAGGCUUACCCAAUUCUCACACACCUGUGAGACCCCCUAGUACAUCUAGCACUGGCAGUCGAGGCAGCUGUGGGUCAUCAGGAAGAACUACUGAGAAAAGUGGUCAUAGUUUCAAAUCCGAUCAAGUGAAGGUCAAGCAAGAGCCUGGGACUGAAGAAGAGAUAUGCAGCUUUUCAGGAGCUGUGAAACAAGAGAAGACAGAGGAUGGCAGGAGGAGUGCCUGUAUGUUGAGCAGUCCUGAGAGUAGUUUGACACCACCUCUUUCAACUAACCUUCAUCUAGAGAGUGAGCUGGAUACAUUAGCAGGCCUGGAGAACCAUGUGAAAACCGAGCCUACAGAUAUGAAUGAAAGCUGCAAACAGUCAGGACUCAGUAACCUAGUUAAUGGAAAGUCUCCAGUUCGAAACCUCAUGCACAGGUCGGCAAGGAUCGGAGGAGAUGGUAAUAGCAAAGAUGAUGACCCAAAUGAAGACUGGUGUGCCGUCUGCCAGAAUGGAGGCGAUCUCUUAUGCUGUGAAAAAUGUCCAAAGGUCUUUCAUCUUACUUGUCAUGUUCCAACACUUCUCAGCUUUCCAAGUGGAGACUGGAUAUGCACAUUUUGCAGAGAUAUUGGGAAGCCAGAAGUUGAAUACGAUUGUGAUAAUAUGCAACACAGUAAGAAGGGGAAAACUGCACAGGGCUUAAGCCCCGUGGACCAAAGGAAAUGUGAACGUCUCCUGCUUUACCUCUAUUGCCAUGAAUUAAGUAUUGAAUUCCAGGAGCCUGUUCCUGUUUCGAUACCAAACUACUAUAAAAUUAUAAAGAAACCAAUGGAUUUAUCGACGGUGAAAAAGAAGCUUCAGAAAAAACAUUCCCAGCAUUACCAAAUCCCAGAUGAUUUUGUGGCUGAUGUCCGUUUGAUCUUCAAGAACUGUGAAAGGUUUAAUGAAAUGAUGAAAGUUGUUCAAGUUUAUGCAGACACACAAGAGAUUAAUUUGAAGGCUGAUUCAGAAGUAGCUCAGGCAGGGAAAGCAGUUGCAUUGUACUUUGAAGAUAAACUCUCAGAGAUCUACUCAGACAGGACCUUCGCUCCUUUGCCAGAGUUUGAGCAGGAAGAGGAUGAUGGCGAAGUGACAGAAGACUCUGAUGAAGACUUUAUACAGCCUCGCAGAAAGCGCCUAAAGUCAGACGAGAGACCGGUGCACAUAAAAUAAAGUGACGUGGAUUUAAAUCAGUUGUUUUUAAGAAGAAAGAACAGAAGAAGGAAACAAAACAAAACGCUCUUUUAUUUAAGUGUUACUGGAAUAUCCUGUGUACAGUGGGUACCUCCUUAAAGAAGCUGGUAGCUUUCAUACAGUAUUAGAUUGAAAUAAUGGACACAGAAAACAUUGUUGUCAAGAAACGGGGAGAGCUCUGCAACUUUAAAGUAAGAGCAAAUUCAGACGUGAAAGAGUUUGAAAAUGGUUUUCUGGCUGUUAGAAACCUACAUGAUCAUGUGUGUUAAUUGGUGCAGGAUACUGAGUCAGGCAAUCCUAUCAUGUGUCUCUACUAGAACACACAGUUACUCAGACAACUUCUAAGCCUCCUCCUACAUAGACACCAAUGAGUUGUUUUCUGGUUGAAAAUGGAGUAGAUCGGUUUCCACUUGAAUGCCAGAAAAAUGCAUUGAAUCAUGCCACUGUAUUUUGUCUCAUUUUGAUCUAUUGGGCCUUGGUUUAGUUUUAUUUUCUACUUAGAUGUAGGGUCUAGGAACAUAACCAUUGAACAUCUAGUCAGCUUCAAUGGUGUACUGAAAUGAAUGUGAUUACAACUUUGAGUAGUGGAUCACACAGAUUGAUAGAAAGUCAUUUCCAGGAAACCCUUCUAAACAUCACCCGAUCAUACAGUUAGUUACUCCCUCAAGGCAGAACAUUUAUUUCAGAACUUUCUGUAUUUGUAAAUUAGAUUGAAAAGGUAACAACUGACUCUCGCCCAGUCUUUCUUUGUACCAGUUUCCAGUAGACCAUUAUUGGUAAACAGAAAUCUGUCAGCUACCAAAUGUGUACAAUUUUCUGUAUUUCACUUUGUCUUAUUUGUAAAUAGUGAGCUCAGACUUCUGGCAGAUCGGCAACAUUUGCUGAGCCUGUUUUUUAAGCUAAUGUGUAUUCUUACUAAUGUUCCUAUCAAGAAUGGAUUUGUAAUAUAUGCUGUCUAUUUCUAAUGUUCACAUUCAUAUUUUGAGGUUCUAUCUUAUUUUAAUAGAGAACAGACUUCUCAAAAAAAUCUUCAGAAGCAGCUUAUUAUUGAAAUAUCAAAAUAUUGAAAUAAACCCGGUGGGGUUAGAUUACUCAUCUGUCCACCAAGUGGGACAUGUGCAUGGACUGGGGGCUUUAAAUGACUUAGAAGAGAGACCUGUAAGUAAAUCCUGAAAACGAGCCAAUCCCCACUUGAAUGCUAAUUGGAGUAAACCCAACUUUAUUUACUACCUGAUGACAGGAGUAGUACCUGAAGCAGAAAGACCAACUUGAUCUGGUUUAUUUUCUCCUCUUUGUUGUGAUGCUCAAAUCAAGUGUGCUCUAGACUGUGUGCGCAUCUCCGUUGGAUUAAAAGUUGUAGUCCUACUUCUGUAUGGACACAGUAGAAUUAUAAAGUGACCAAAGUAGAAUUCAACAUCAGAAAUGUUUCAGGUGUCAGCAGAUGUGUGGCAAAUCAUUUGCCUCUUAAAAUCAGUUUAAGCAGUUCAGACUGUAGACUUCCUCAGAAAAAUUUGACGUAAUUGUCGAAGAAGUGAAUAUUUUUAGUGUGCAUUGAAUCAAAUAAAGUGCUCUAAAGAAAUUA
Molecule: messenger RNA, 5055 nt
Organism: Mesocricetus auratus (golden hamster)
Lineage: Eukaryota; Metazoa; Chordata; Mammalia; Rodentia; Cricetidae
Gene: Trim33
Product: tripartite motif containing 33
Exons: 20
Coding region: 66-3452 (1128 amino acids)
Molecular function (GO): zinc ion binding; protein binding
Source: RefSeq, a predicted model, not a curated record